CGUGCUUUGCAUUGGCAGGCUGAUGAGGACACGUGUCUCCUCCCUGCCUCCCCCUCCGGGCUCCACCGUACCGCAUUGGCAUCAGUUGAAGCACCUGAAAACCGACAACCAACUCCUGGAAACGCUGCCUGCCACCUUAUAACCCAAAAGAAAACGAUAUUACAGGCCCUACAGAAACCUGUGGCUCGCCUUUCUUCGUGCGUAAAGCUUUUGCGCACACCGCCUCAGAGACUGAAUAGGUGCGCUUAUCUUCGAGCAUCAGAGCGCAGUGCCAAGAUGCAGAAACGGAGCAGCGACGUCUGAAGGUGAUAUGAACCUGGGGAUAAUCAAGAGCAGCAGGAGUACUUUGAACAAGAAGUGGAGAUAGCAACUGAAAACCGUCGGUGUCUUGAAACAAAACGUGCGCUUUAUCCCUGUGGCUUAAUCUAAUGCAGAGAACCAAGAGCUGUCAUCCAAAGUAGCCUCACAUUUUUACUGACUGGAGGAGAAAACACUAAUUAAGCUGCAGACGAUCGCGACUUACGAAAGGAGCUAAACAUGGCAACGUUAAUCAGAAGCAAGCUUUCUAAUAAACUGUCAAAUGCAGCCACCACCGUCUCCAACAAAUCCCAGGCGAAGGUGAGCGGGAUGUUCGCCAGGAUGGGCUUCCAGGCCACCACCGAUGAGGAGGGUCUGGGCUUCGCCGCCUGCGAUGACCUGGACUACGACCACCGGCAAGGCAUGCAGAUGGACAUUUUGACAACCGAUGAGGUGGCAGGAGAGGGGAGCGGGGACGGAGGCGGGCUGGAUGGGGACAGCCACUACCAGAGAGACGGCACCGGGCCAGCGCGCUCAGCCUCAAAAGACGGAGACCCGGCGAACGAGCUGAAUGAAGAAAAACCAAAAAUCACCACGUGGGAGGCGGGCUGGAACGUCACGAAUGCAAUCCAGGGGAUGUUCGUUCUUGGGUUGCCCUACGCCAUCCUGCACGGAGGAUACCUCGGACUCUUUCUCAUUAUUUUCGCCGCCGUGGUGUGCUGUUACACGGGGAAAAUCCUCAUUGCCUGCCUGUACGAAGAGGACGAAGACGGGCGGCUGGUCCGUGUGAGGGAAUCCUAUGUGGACAUUGCCAACGCCUGCUGCGCGCCCAGAUUCCCGACUUUAGGUGGCCAUAUCGUGAAUGUAGCCCAAAUCAUAGAGCUGGUGAUGACUUGCAUCCUGUAUGUUGUUGUCAGUGGCAAUCUCAUGUACAACAGCUUCCCCACCAUGCCCAUUUCCCAGAAGUCCUGGGCCAUCCUCGCCACCGUCGCCCUGCUCCCCUGCGCCUUCCUCAAGAGCCUGAAAGCCGUCUCCAAGUUCAGCUUGCUAUGCACCAUGGCCCACUUCGUCAUCAACGUCCUGGUGAUAGCCUACUGCCUCUCCAGAGCCAGGGACUGGGCCUGGGACAAGGUCAAGUUUUACAUCGAUGUCAAGAAGUUCCCCAUCUCCAUCGGGAUUAUCGUGUUCAGCUACACCUCGCAGAUCUUCCUGCCAUCCAUGGAGGGGAGCAUGUCGAAACCCAGCGACUUCCACUGCAUGAUGAACUGGACUCACAUCGCUGCCUGUAUCCUCAAGGGCCUGUUCGCCCUGGUGGCCUACUUGACCUGGGCUGAUGCAACCAAGGAGGUCAUCACAGACAACCUGCCCUCCACCAUCAGAGCCGUCGUCAACAUCUUUCUAGUGGCCAAAGCUUUGCUGUCGUAUCCGCUGCCGUUUUUCGCUGCUGUCGAGGUUUUAGAGAAAUCCUUUUUCCAGGACGGAGGACGUGCGACCUUUCCGGAUUGCUACGGAGGCGAUGGACGCAUAAAACCCUGGGGACUCGCUCUCAGAUGUACCCUUGUCGUGUUCACCUUGCUCAUGGCGGUUUUUGUGCCACACUUCGCCCUCCUCAUGGGCCUCACUGGCAGCCUGACAGGUGCAGGCCUGUGCUUUCUGCUCCCCAGCCUCUUCCACCUCAGGCUUCUAUGGAGAAAGCUGCUAUGGCACCAGGUUUUCUUUGAUGUCGCCAUCUUUGUAAUAGGAGGUAUAUGCAGCAUAUCUGGUUUCAUCCACUCAAUGGAAGGGCUCAUAGAGGCUUUCAAAUAUAACAUAGAGGAGUAGACGCGAGCUAUUGCUGGAACUAGAUGUUAACUGCAAAUCCCCGUUUAGUGAAAACAAUUAAAAACACACGAGCCCCUCUGCUUAAUUCAUGCGUAAAAGCGCGCACAAUACACUCGGACAUUUUCAUACAGUCUUGCAUCAAUUCAGAAAAAACGCGCGCUUACACACAGAAGUAGAGCCUGUGCAGUGAGGGAAACCAAUGCAUCCACAACACACUAUAUGGACAGUACAUGUUGUAUAAAUAUGCGUACAGACGUACAUAUACAUAUUUUCCAGUGGAGUGAACGUUUACAAUAUUGAAGUUAAACACAAUUGCAAAAAGGGCAGUAUGUCUUCAUGACUUCACUUCAUGUAACGCUACAGUUUGUGAUGGAUGGACUUUCGACAGCAUAAUGUGAUUUAAGAUAAGUUCAUUUAAAAGAAUAUAAAAGAAAAAACACUGAGAAAUACCACUUACUUCUUUAGGUGAUUUGCAUUAUGAUUAUGGGCAGUGAAUGUGGUGUUAAAUCCAGAAAGGCCUGUGGACACAGAAAUAACACAAUGGCAAUAACCAGCAACCGAUGAUUGCUUUUAGAGAUAACAGAAGUUUCGUUAGAAAUGAGGACAUUGGACCUUCCCCGAGCAGUUUAAAAUACUGGAAAUGCACAAUAUCAAAGUACACAGCAGCUAUAUGAACUAUGCAUUGAAUGUAUUAUAUUUCAGACACACAAAAGCUUAAUGAAACUGGGAAGUGUAAAUUAAACAAUCUCCAAAUUGGUUUCUCCUGCCUGAAAGUGUAAAUGCUUUGAUAUUUUUUUCUCCAAUAUUUGAAAUGUUCUUUGAUGAGCUUUUAAAAUCGGCAAUAACAAAAUUCACCUGACCUGUAAUACACACCCAUAGCCCUGAACCAAAUUAUAUAGAUGGGGACCCCGAAAUUCUGCACACUCAAUUUACCAUAAUGCUUUUUUCCAUUACAUUUGAAAACUCAUGGCCUGUUCUAAAGUUAAUUUGAUAGACUCUCGUCUCAAAAAUUCGGUGUCUGAAUCUGAAAAAAAUAGAUAAUUAAAAGGAAAAUGUGCAUACAGACAUUUUUCAUUCUGUGCAAUCCAAUGGGUCCUGUGGAAAUGUUAUAAAACCGUGUGUGUAGUGUGUUAUUGUGGUUUCAAAAAGAUGGAAUGUAUAUCUCAAAGUCGUUAUCAUAUAUCGUGAAAUUAAUAUUAAAGAAUAAACAAAUAAGUGAAAUUAUAUUGUAAAAAUGUGUGUGGUUUUAUGUAAAACGAAAAACGUUCAGAACAUGUAUUUUUUUUUUCUCUAUAAUAAAAGACAGAAAAUGAUGGA
Trematomus bernacchii (emerald rockcod) is the source of this 3435-nucleotide messenger RNA. RefSeq names its product solute carrier family 32 member 1 (gene slc32a1). Gene Ontology annotation, biological process: amino acid transmembrane transport. Bases 538 to 2118 code for a protein of 526 amino acids. The record is from RefSeq and is a predicted model, not a curated record. NCBI's taxonomy places the organism in Eukaryota, Metazoa, Chordata, Actinopteri, Perciformes, Nototheniidae. Gene Ontology annotation, cellular component: vacuolar membrane. Gene Ontology annotation, molecular function: amino acid transmembrane transporter activity. The transcript has 2 exons.